AUGUCCAUCCAAUCCAAACAUUUUUUGAACACUCAUGAGGAUCUUGUCGUCGAGUCCCUCGAAGGCCUUUGUACCUUAAAUCCGCAACUCUCACUUGAUCGCGCAGACAAGGUGGUCUAUGUGACAUCUCCGGAUCAUACCAAGGUCGCUCUCAUCUGCGGUGGCGGAUCGGGACACGAACCAGCUCAUUCAGGUUUCGUGGGCGAUGGCAUGCUUACCGCUGCCGUAUGCGGAAGCGUGUUCGCGUCUCCUAACGCAAGUCAAGUCCGUCGGGGCAUCGAUUUGACAGAGAAUGAAAAGGGAACCGUUAUCAUCGUGAAGAAUUACACCGGCGAUGUUCUGAAUUUCGGCCUGGCAAAGGAACAGUACGCCGCGUUGCAUCCCACGAAAGCUGACCGUGUCAAGUUUGUCAUCGUCGGCGAUGACGUUGCUGUGGGCAAGACCCAGGGUCGCAUUGUUGGCCGAAGAGGUCUUGCGGGUACUGUGCUCGUAUAUAAGAUCGCCGGGGCCCUUGCAAAGAGAGGCGCAAGCCUCGACGAGGUAUAUUCUGUUGCUCAAUGGGUUGCUUCAAGAACGGGUACCAUCGGCGUUAGCUUGGAGCACUGCCAUGUACCCGGUACUGCCGCCUCCGAAUCGCACCUCUCACCUUCAGAAAUCGAGAUCGGUAUGGGGAUCCACAACGAGCCGGGUAACCGCCGUCUCUCACCCGUACCGCCGCUGAACGAGCUGAUGCCGCAGCUCAUCGAAUUCCUCACGUCUACCACGGAUCCCGACCGAUCUUUCCUCCCCUUCCGUGGUAAGGACAAAGUCGUCCUACUCGUUAACAAUCUGGGUGGGACUAGUGAGCUCGAGCUCAGCGGCAUAGUAGGCGAGGCCAGGAGGGUGGCAGUCAAGGCCGGUCUGCAAGUUGAACGCGUCCUGGCGGGCACAUUCAUGACCAGUCUGAACAUGCCUGGCUUCUCAAUCACCCUGCUCCUCCUCCCUCACGCCGAUGAAACGGGCCCUCCGGCCUCCCUUAUACUCUCCCUACUGGACGAGAAGGCCAACGCGUCCGGAUGGAAGUGGGCAUCUGGUUCACCGCCUCUACCAUCCUCAGUGCAAGUGAAGCAGACGUCCGGCACGGCACCUGUCGCAGCGGCCCGCGAUGUCACGGCGUUGACUGCUGAAGACCCGAAGACGUUCGUAGCUGCCGUAGAGCGAGCAUGCCAGGGGCUCGUUGAGGCGGAGCCGGAGAUUACCCGGAUGGACAUCAUCGCCGGAGACGGCGACUGUGGGCUGACACUCAAGACCGGCGCGCAGGCGGUGCUCCGAGAAGUGCAGAACGGAAAUAUCACAGGCGAGGACGUCGUCCGCUCCGUUAUAUCCGUGUCAAAGGUGGCGGAGGAGCAGAUGGGCGGAACCAGCGGAGCCCUUUACUCAAUAUUCUUCUCUGGCCUCGCUCAAGGUCUCCAAGCGCAAUUCUCCGGCAAAAGUACCCUGACGUCUGUCCAGUGGUCUGCUGCUCUGACGUCUGCGCUCGAGAAGCUCUACACCUACACCCGCGCCCGUCCGCCAUCGCGCACGCUGGUUGAUCCCCUUGAAGCUUUCGUUACAGCAUUGCCGGCGAACACGACCGACUUCAGCGGCGCGGUGAAGGCAGCGAGCGACGCUGCGCUCAAGACGCGUGAUCUGGAGGCGAAGGCCGGCCGCAGUGCCUACGUAGAAGGCGACAGGCUCAGACAAGAGAGGGUCCCAGACCCGGGCGCAUGGGGUGUCAAGGUCAUCGUGGAAAAUCUCCUUGCUUGA
This is a messenger RNA of Sparassis crispa, 1785 nucleotides long. Its product is annotated as Dihydroxyacetone kinase 1. The transcript has 12 exons. Gene Ontology annotation, biological process: glycerol catabolic process. Gene Ontology annotation, molecular function: glycerone kinase activity; ATP binding. The coding region runs from base 1 to 1785 and encodes 594 amino acids. The record is from RefSeq and is a predicted model, not a curated record. Gene Ontology annotation, cellular component: cytosol. Lineage: Eukaryota; Fungi; Basidiomycota; Agaricomycetes; Polyporales; Sparassidaceae.